UUUUUGACAUCAAAUCAGCUUUGUAAUCCGUCGAUCACAAAAUUUUGCAAUUUUAGAGAAAAUUGAAGCUGAAAGUUUAACAAUAUUGCUGUUUUAUGGCUCGUCAAUUGUGCUUUUAUUAGUGUUCCGCGGAGUAUGUACUGAAAUAAUUUUCUCAUGCAGCAGAGCGGUCAGUUAUGAGUAAAAAAACUCCCAAACCCAGACGACCAAAGAAAUACUACGGUUACACAAACCAGGACAUAAACAAUGCAAUCUCUAUGGUGGUCCGUGAAGAGUUCUCGAUACGACAAGCGGCGAAAGCUUUCAACAUUCCUCGUACCACUUUGGCAUGCUAUUUGAAGAACUCUACGGGCACCAAAAAGAUGUGUCCAAUGCGCCCGGAGGAGGAAGAUUUUCUGUUGCAAUGGAUGACUGAUUGCUGUCAGCGAGGAUUUACGAUAAAAAAACGCAACGUCGAGGCAGCUGCCGAACAGCUCAUCCGACAGAGCCGUGAAUCCCGGCUGCAUCCAUUCGAGGACGGACCGUAUUUUGAGAAAUUCCUGAAGCGUUGGGUGUCAGCGGAUAGGGUAAAGGAUCGCAAGUAUAUUGGAGUAGUCCCCGAUUGGUUCUCGCAUAUUGAUCGUUAUCUCACUGAGGGAAAUCAUAACGACAUAUUAAACGAUCCAAAUCGAAUUUUUCUCUGUGAUGAGUUCAAAUUCAAGGAGCGGAUGGACGUUUCGGAAAACAUUAAAACUUCACUCACUGAAACCAAUAUGCUUUACACGAUCACCGCGUCCGGGAACGUUCUGCAACCGUUAAUAGUAUAUCCCUUCAAAGGAGAAAUACCGGAGAAAAUAAUAAAAUCUGCUCCAAAGAAUUGUGCGAUAGUUCCUCAACAGCACGGGACUGUAACACCAAAAAUACUUAUUGCUUACUUCAAACGGGUUCUACAUAAAUUCAUCGAGCAAAACAACAUUGUAAAACCAGUUAUUGUGUACAUUGACGAAUCGCAGAUUGAUCUGACUUUGGAAUUGACAACAGCAUGCAAAAAUCUUGAUAUUAUAAUCCUAGGAUUGACAUGCCAGGUUAUGAAGCCCACCGUCAGUCUAUUCCGUGAUCUGGCAACUGGAUGGACAGAUGAGGUACAGCGAUGGUGUGGAGUGCAUGGUGGCUGUCUGCCUAUCGAGGAAUGUGCUCGAGUAAUGCAACUUGUUAAUCAGAAAUUCAUCAACCGCAUGAGCAUUACCAAAGAUUUUCAAGAUAGCGAAAUAUUUCCGUGGAAGCUACGUACGGAUAUACCAGUCGCACAACUCCGUCCGGUGUUUCCGGAGGAUUUAGAAGAAGACGAUAUGGAGCUAAAAGAAUUCUUUGAAGAUGUCAGUGAAGACGACGACGACGAUGAUGUUGAUGAAGACGAAGAUAUGUCUUCGGUUGUUGUUCCAGAGAAAAGUGAUACAAGCCAGGUCGUAGUGGAAAGCGACUUCCAACCACAGCCGUCUAUACCACCAUCUGUAACGGUGGUUGAUCCGGUUACGGAAAGCACAAUUAGAUUGAAGUAUAGUCAUUUUCAGGGUAUGCUGGGUAAAAAAUUGACUGAUAAGUUUAGCAAGAAUUAUUCUUCUGUUGCGCCAACGUUUCCCAGCAGAGCUGAACGAGUUCUGUUCGACAUCUAUCGCAGAUUCAGGAUCACUCAAAAUCAGUCGGCCAACAUCGGAAAAAAUGAUAUCAUUGAGAUAGUAGAAAUUGGCGAUGAUUAAGUUUUCGCUGAAUCUGGAUUCCAUUCUCAUUUUCUAGUCACUUCCCGAAAUAAGCCAAAUAGUAUUGUGAAUUAGUUUUAAUAUAUGUUUAAUAUGAUAAUGCAAAAGAAGAUGAAUCUCGAUCUCCUAUAAACUUAAGCACAAUCAAUACAAAUUUUGUGUUAUACACUAUUUAGAAGGAUUUUUUCAUAAUUUCAGAGAGCUUAUCCUCAUUCCCUAUUCUGAUAAUAUUGUUUUUGUGACCUACAACGUGAAACCUUCUUGUCGGUUCUCAGUCAGAGCUGUGUGCAAAGCAAACCUUGUGUUAAAAUUUAUUUAUUUAUUUAGGUAUAAUCAACAGACACAAUAUGGUCCUAAUGAUAAUUUUGAAUUUAUUCAUGUAUU
This is a messenger RNA of Malaya genurostris, 2120 nucleotides long. RefSeq lists its product as uncharacterized. The transcript is spliced from 3 exons. NCBI's taxonomy places the organism in Eukaryota, Metazoa, Arthropoda, Insecta, Diptera, Culicidae. The record is from RefSeq and is a predicted model, not a curated record. Gene Ontology annotation, molecular function: DNA binding. The coding region runs from base 177 to 1736 and encodes 519 amino acids.